UCGGAGAUGGAAGCGCCUGCUGCGUCCGCGCACGCGCCGGCGGCGGCCGCUGAUCAGCAGGAGGAGUCGUCGGCGCCCGCGGUGCCGCCAGCCGCAGGGAGCGAGGAGGCGCAGCCGGCCGCCGCGGCGGUGCCGGCGCUGUACGUGGGCGAUCUGCACGAGGACGUGGCGGAGGAGCACCUGUUCGACGCCUUCAGCAAAAUCGGCACCGUCACGUCCGUGCGCGUCUGCCGCGACAACGCCACCAGCAGAUCGCUUAGAUACGGAUACGUGAACUACUUCUCCCGGGCUGACGCUGUGACGGCUCUUGAAAAACUAAAUCAUAGCUUGGUUUUGGAUAAGCCAAUAAGGGUGAUGUGGUCGAACCGGGAUCCAGAUGCCAGGAGAAGCGGUGUCGGUAAUAUUUUUGUUAAGAACCUUAGUGAUUCCGUUGACAAUGCCAGCCUUCAAGAAUUGUUCUCCAAGUUUGGAGAUGUUUUAUCUUGUAAAGUUGCCAAAAAUGAGGAUGGGACUAGCAGAGGUUAUGGGUUUGUUCAAUUUGCAUCACAAGAAUCAGCAGAUGCAGCAAUUGAGAACCUCCAUGGCUCCCUUUUCAAUGAUAGGAAAUUGCACGUUGCUACUUUUGUUAAGAAAAGUGAACGAUCUGCAUAUAAUGAUGACAAGUACACUAACCUAUACAUGAAGCAUCUCGAUGAUGACAUAACAGAGGAACUUGUUAAAUUGAAGUUCUCUCAGUUUGGUCCAAUAGUUAGUGUGAAGAUUAUGAGGAGACCUGAUGGGUCAUCUAUGGGUUUUGGGUUUGUUAGUUUCCAAAACCCUGAAAGUGCCAUUAAAGCACAAGAGACCAUGCAUGGGAUGCUAAUUGGAUCAAAAGCUUUAUACGUGGCGAGAGCUCAAAAGAAGGAGGAAAGGAAACAAUAUUUGCAGCGUUUACAUGAGGAGAAAAGAAAUGAAAUAAUAAAUAAGAGCAAUGAAUCAAAUGUCUAUAUCAAAAACAUUCAUGAUGAAGUUGAUGAUGACACUCUUCGUGCACGGUUUGAUGAAUUUGGUAACAUCACAUCGGCAAAGGUUAUGCGUGAUGAUAAGGGCAUCAGUAGAGGCUUCGGUUUUGUAUGUUUCAGUACCCCUGAGGAGGCAAAGAGUGCCGUAAGCAGCAUGCGUGGUGUUAUGUUUUAUGGAAAACCGUUGUAUGUUGCUAUUUUUCAAAGAAAAGAGGAGAGGCGAGCCAAACUGCAGCAACAUUUUGCUCAUAUUGCCAGAAUGGUUGGACCUGCAAACUCUAUGAUUCCCACAGGAUAUCCACAUGUAUAUUUUGCCCAUCCAAGUACACAUCUCCCUCAAGGUCCUCCAAGACAUGGAUUUGUGUAUCCACCCAUGGGGCUCGGUCACGAAUGGAGGCCAAACAUGUUUCCCUCACCACCUAAUAUCCAACAAAUACAUUCACCCAUGAUGCCAAAUUCGCCAAGGCAUUACAGAAGUAACAGGGGAAGGAUGGGUGGGAAUAUGAUGCCUCUUCCCCAUACCGUUCAUGCUGUAAACUAUAUCGCACAUGCACCACCAGCUAAAGAUUUCAUGUCUAUGCCCCGACAGAGAUUCAGCCAUCCAAAGUACUUCUCAAAUGAUGUUAUGGCCAACGGUUUGACCAUUCAUCAUGGUGACCCUGUGAAUGAUUCUUUCAGCAGCUACCUGGCUUCUGCUCCACCGGCGGAACAGAAGACCAUGCUUGGGAACAGGCUCUAUCCGCUCGUUGAGAGACACCAACCUGAACUCGCGAGCAAAAUCACUGGGAUGCUGCUGGAGCUGGACAACUCUGAGGUGGUUGCCCUGCUUUGCUCGACGGAGAUGCUGUCGGCCAAGGUGGACGAGUGCGUGCAGCUGCUCCAUGCUACAAAACCCAAGACCGAGGAUCAGGAGGCGCUACACCCGGGCUUCAUGCUGGAAUCUGCUGGUGUGAACGCCAAUUGAAGCUUGGCUGCUUGCUUUUGUGUGAUAGGGAUGGUAACUAGCUGCUGCGUUCU
Messenger RNA from Panicum hallii, 2018 nucleotides. Its product is annotated as polyadenylate-binding protein 4-like. Gene Ontology annotation, molecular function: mRNA binding. Lineage: Eukaryota; Viridiplantae; Streptophyta; Magnoliopsida; Poales; Poaceae. The transcript has 10 exons. Bases 7 to 1965 code for a protein of 652 amino acids. The record is from RefSeq and is a predicted model, not a curated record. Gene Ontology annotation, cellular component: cytosol.